Molecule: messenger RNA, 621 nt
Organism: Melitaea cinxia (Glanville fritillary)
Lineage: Eukaryota; Metazoa; Arthropoda; Insecta; Lepidoptera; Nymphalidae
Exons: 4
Coding region: 1-603 (200 amino acids)
Source: RefSeq, a predicted model, not a curated record
AUGUCAGGCGAGAACAGCGAACCAAUCAGCACCCUCGAUGCGAGAGAGAAGGCAAGAGACACGCCGGAAGUGGUCCUGCAGUUGAAAUACAACGAUGGAGAACUGAAUAAGAUAUAUCUGACUCAGUUUAGGAAGGAAAGCAAGGGAUGGCUACCCUCAGUGUCGGGUAGACGCAACUUGUGUGCGGACCUGUGUCGCGCAGGUCUCGGAGGAUCGAGCUGCGGUUCCACAUGUCUGGACCUGGUUCCCGUUGGUCUGACGAUGGCUCUUGACAACGGCAAUGAGACAGAUCUCCAAUAUGGCGAGCCAAGGGAUGCUGUUUGCCCCGUGCUUUGUGAAAACGGAUUAGGUCAGCCUCUAUGCAACUGCGAUGUUGAGGUUGCCGAUACGGUCGACUGGAACGCGGUAUGUGGGACGUUCUGUGAAACAGACAGAUACGUUCUAUACGGUUGUCCAGCCUGCGAUGACACCAGGAUCGGACCAGCUCAGCUCUCAUCAAGGGUCUUGAACACCUCUCAGGGUUGGAAAUUAUGGUGUAACGUGCAGUGCAGACAGGGACAAGGAGGCGCGGCCUGCAACUGCGACAAAGCCCCCUUUCUCUAAACCAGAAUACCGAAAAGA